Pseudophryne corroboree (corroboree frog) is the source of this 4497-nucleotide messenger RNA. It is a transcript of the gene WDR31, whose product is annotated as WD repeat domain 31. Gene Ontology annotation, molecular function: protein binding. NCBI's taxonomy places the organism in Eukaryota, Metazoa, Chordata, Amphibia, Anura, Myobatrachidae. Bases 344 to 1372 code for a protein of 342 amino acids. The transcript is spliced from 10 exons. The record is from RefSeq and is a predicted model, not a curated record.
GUGGCCUGGAGUUGAAGCAAUAAUCCGGCCCUGCCGGAGGCUGAGCUCGCUGUACAGCACGCACGGAACAAGAACAGAGACAGCCGGGAAGGUCCUCUAGUGUAGGGGCGGAACCCGUGUGUAGGGGCGGAGCACGGACGCCUUUCCUGGUGACACCCGGUCCCUGGUAACCGGCGGCGUCACUAGGGAGCCCAGGAGACGGCGAUACAUAGCGGAGGGGAGGAUGGACGAGCCCCGGGGGCAGCCUGUGCCGGGCUGGGCCGCGGCACAGGGUUCCUGAUGUCUCACCUCUGUACGCUGCAUCCGCUCCUGUCGUCCUGCCCGUCCGGCCCGUCCUGGAAAUAUGGGAAUAUUUCAGAGUAAAGCCAAGCGUAACAGCUCUAAAUACAGAGCUGACAAUCAUGUUGAAGAGUGCCAUCCGGCCCAGACUACCCAACAGCAGAGCCGGGCUCACAACGAAGCGGUUACAUACAUCGCUGCCCUGAAAUCCGACCUGUGUAUCUCUGGAGGGAAAGACAAGGCUGUUGUUGUGUCUAACUGGAGAACUGGCACCGCCCUGAAGAGAUUUGUGGGGCACGAUCGGGAGGUUUCCAAGAUCAGUUGCGUGUUCGGCUCAAACCGCUUCUUCAGUGCCUCUCGCGAUAAGACGGUCCUUAUGUGGGACCUGCACUGUAAGGCUGGCAGUGCUCAGAAGUUCCACGGACAUCAUUUAAUAGUAACUGGAUUAGCAGUAAGUCCUGAUUGCACUCAGCUGCUGUCAGGCUCCCGGGACAACACUGUGUGUAAAUGGGAUGUGGAGUCCGGCCAGUGUUUGCACAGAGCCGCAGUGUCUAGAAACCUGGUUACUCACAUGUGCUGGGUUCCCGGAGAGUCCUGUGUUGUCCAGACCUCAGAGGAUAAAACUACCCGUGUAUGGGACACUCGGAACCUGCAGGUGGCGCACUUGUUCCCCAUGAAACAGUACAUUCAGAUGCAUUGCGAUGUCAGCGAGGACGGCAAUUACUGUCUGACCAGCAGCAACGGGUUUGGUGGACAGGGCUGUGAAGCUACGCUAUGGGACCUCCGACAGAGCAGAGACAAAGUGUGUGAAUACAAGGGACACCUACAAAGCACCACGUCCUGCAUCUUCCUUCCAAAGGACACGUAUGACUCCCCGCUGGUUGCCACCGCGUCACAUGACUGCACCGUGAAAGUGUGGGAGCGGGAUACCGGAGCAUGUGUGAACAGCCUGUUCCUGGAUGGCUCCGGGCCCCUGUCAUCCCUGGCAGUCUGCGAUAACGCAUCCAUCCUGUGUGCCAGCUUCAACUCCGGAAUACACUCGCUGCACAUGGAGAGAGGACGGGGAGCUCUGCAGCAGGUUGCGCAGUUCUAACUGUGGCGCUGCAGUGUGUGUGCUCUGAUGCCGAUCUUCCUCCUGUAAAGACCACGAAUGCCUGACCAAUGUCCAGAUUCUGUCGUGAACAAGGGCUGGUUAUGAUACAACCAAUCUGUCCAGCAAGAUCAGAGGGUGGGGUGGUAAGAGUAGCCAAAAAUGCCUGUCGGCGCUCGUGACCUUGUGUCGGUUACUGUAGGAGUCUUGGGGUUGAACCAGUGAAUGGUGCAGGUGUACACCUAACGUGGAAAGACCUGAAUACUGCGGCUUGUACAGGAGCCGUAAGAUUUAGGGUCACCUCCGUCAUUCGCUGGCGUGGAGGUUCAUGCCCCUUUUCUUCAUAACUUGUGUACGUUUCUAUCACAUGACUUCUUUUUUUAUCUAAACUUUUAUCACUUAACAUCUUGUAACAGGAACGUGAAGAAAAUUAAUUUGAGAGCUAGAUAUUGCUGUCCGGAUAGAUUGAUUCCAACCUCUGUAAGUAAUGUUCUCAAUUCCUCAUCCAAUAUAGCAGGACCAGUAUGCAGGACACCACAAAGACCGUCAUAUGUUCAUGUUAUAGGUUCUGUCAGCGUAGAGAAGCCAUUGGCUCUGGGUUCGUGUAAUUGAUUACAAACGUGUCUGGCAGUUGGAGCACUUAGACCUUAAGCACAUCAAACUGUGGGGGGUAUUCAAUUAGCUGCGAUAACUGACUUUUCGCACCAAAAAAACAGGCUUUUCCCACGAAUCGCGAUUACAGCCUAUUCAAUUAUCCGGAAAAUUUAUCGGUGAUAAUUUUUUCGCAAAUUUCACUUCACCUACUCUGAGCAGGUGAAAAGUUGGGAAAAAUCCCUGUUUUAAGGUAAAAAUGUUUGGAUAUGGUACAGAAUUAUUUUUUAUUGGCCAAUAAUGACAACAUUUUUGGGGUGAAGAAGUACAAAGUGAUGGAAAUUGGGGUUCAAGGUAUGGGACAGGUAUAUUGGGGUACUUUAUGACUGGGACAGGUGUUUUUAGGUUUGCAGGUGGGAGUAAUCGUUCUGUUUCCUCUUUUUUUUUUUUUUUUUUUAAGUACCCUAAAAUGACCCAAAUAUAUACGUAUACCCAUUUUCGGGUACCCCAAAUGUAAUGAGAGCAUUUAUUUUGCACAAAAAAACUUGCUUUCUAUAAUUUAUGUGAUCUCUAAUGCACUUCUCUUCUGUUAUCCUAUGUUAAUAUAGCAUUUUAUUGGCUACAGGCUGAUUUCCCCAUUUUCACCUACACUUUUCACUGCAAGAAUUUUCACGUGAAAUCCAUUUGGAAUUGAAUAGGUUGAAAAACGGGAGCGCGCAUACCCGCCAAAAGCUGUUUUUUCGCAGCAAUUUUCAGCAGACUGCCACGCAAAAAAUUGCCGCGUGUUCACGGCUAAUUGUAUACCCCCCGUGACCUAGAAAGAUCUGGUAGUCCAACGUGUUUAUCUUACUGACAACCUACACAUCUGUUCUGUUUUGGACUAGCGAGCAUGUCUGGGCCUAAAGGUAGUAGCCUGCAAAUUGCAAGCACCAGCGAGACUCUGGCGAGGUAGCCAGUAGAUUUAAAGUGGCAAUUCAUUUUAUCACCAAUUGCCGCUUUAAAUGAAACAGCUGUCUCGCUGGAAUUGCACUAGUGGCUGCAAAUCGUAGACUGUUAGAAUUGGGCCUUGGGAGGGAAUUAUAGCUGGAGGCGUUAUACGUAAAAAAGACAGUCAGUAUGCUGAAUCGGGCGGAUGUCAAUACGCCGAAAGAUGUAGUUGACAGCAUUAAUGGUAAAUGCUACAGUGCCAGCGCAGAGGUCAUACACCAUAUAUACAUAAGACUCUCUGCCUUUGUCUAGACAGUGUUAAUAAAUAAUAAAGUCACAUUAACCAGGUAAAAUACAUUUAAAUAAACAAGCAAAUACAAAGUAAAAGUACUAAUUAAUUUCAAAUAAAUAGUCAUCCAUUUUGUUCCCCUUUAUAAUGGGAAUCUGCUUUCCUGACACAGACUGAAUUCAAAUAUCAAUGAAUUAACGAGACUUAACUUUAAUACUACUAUUUAUUAGUUUUUAUUUAUAAAGUGCCACAGAUUUCCGCAGCGCCGGACGGAGCACAAAUACAAAACCGGGUAAACUGAGUAAUAGGAUGACAGAUGCACAUUGUAGCAAAUAUGAGCCAUAGGGGUCUAUUCAUGAAGCAGUGAAAAGUGUGGAGAAGUUGCCCAUGGCAACCAAUCAGCAUUGAAGUAACAUUUGUAAUUUGCAUACUAUACAAUUGUACGGAGCAGCUGAUUGGUUGCCAUGGGCAACUUCUCCACAGGCUCACUUCUCCACUCUUUUCACUGCUUCAUGAAUAGAUCCCUAAUACUGACACAUUAUUGGCCUGAGAACACGUUGGGUCAGCCAAUAGGAGAUAAGAGGAUGGCGAGUGUGACGUGUGUCAGAGGGGCCACACUGCUAAUAUAUAUACUGUAUUUGGGAUCAGGACACACUCAGUCCAACUCUACAUCAAGACCAUAGUGUCCUAGAUGGAACCGCACCCAUAGUCCCCAAACUGUGAGGCAGCAGUGCUAACCACAUAUCUCUGUGCCGCUGUGUCCAGAGUUUGAUCGUACUAUAGCACAUAUUCAUAAUCUGACUGCCCCUCUAAAAUGAAGGGUUGGACAGUACCAAAAUAAAGUCACUAUAUCUGACCCACACUUUCAACAGCGCUCAUAUACACAGUGGUUAUAACUAGAUAAUAUAGGCAGCUAUGAUGUGUGCCCAUCUGCCAUGGUGUAGCACUUUACGGAGCAGUAGCCUGCUGCAAUGAUUCUGCACACAGUAGGGGCCCGCCAGCCUGGUCAGCCUGGCCUGUAGGUGGUGCUCUCCUCUGGGGCAGACGUCUCUGUAACUACCUGUCCCAUCAGGGCUCAUAACGGAGGUUCCUGGAAUUACAGUCAGGCUACAAGCUUUGUCCACAUAGAACUCUGCACUUAAUAGGUUUUAUAACACUGUUCAAUUGCUUAUUGGGGGUCAUUCCGAUCGCUCGCUGCAGUUUGUCGCAGCGAUUGGGUUGGAACUACGCAUGCGCCAGCGCCGUCGUUGCCUAGCGAUAGCCUCUGAGGCAGAGGUGGUCGCUGGGCGGGAGGGGGUUGGACGGCGGCGUUAAGCUGCCU